AUGUCUUUCUUCAUUGCGCCUUCACAGUGGGACGACUUCGAGCAGCUAUUCGACAAGUUAGUCACUGACCGAUACGGUCCCCCAGCAGACGGCUCGAAAGGUGCCUCGGAAUCAAAGGCAGUCACCUCCGGCUCUCACCCGGUCAGCAAAGUCCUUCGGCCCAAAAUGGACGUUGUCGAAACCGACAGUUCGAUCGUGGUGACUGCGGAGCUUCCCGGUGCCAAGAAAGAGGAUAUCUCCAUCGAUCUUCAAAACGGCCGACUUUCUAUCACCGGGCAAACCAAAGCCUCGAGCGAACACUCUGAGGGCAGUGUCAGAAUUUCCGAGAGAUCUUUUGGUUCAUUCAGUCGAGUGAUCGCCGUUCCUCAAGGACUCACUCAUGACCAAGUCAAGGCGGGCUUCAAAGAUGGCGUCCUAGAGGUCUCUAUCCCCAAGUCUGCUCCCAACAAAGAGUCACACAAUAUCCCUAUCUCUUAG
Molecule: messenger RNA, 477 nt
Organism: Puccinia triticina
Lineage: Eukaryota; Fungi; Basidiomycota; Pucciniomycetes; Pucciniales; Pucciniaceae
Exons: 3
Coding region: 1-477 (158 amino acids)
Biological process (GO): protein folding; response to salt stress; response to hydrogen peroxide
Source: RefSeq, a predicted model, not a curated record